Molecule: messenger RNA, 426 nt
Organism: Mastomys coucha (southern multimammate mouse)
Lineage: Eukaryota; Metazoa; Chordata; Mammalia; Rodentia; Muridae
Product: cystatin-S-like
Exons: 3
Coding region: 1-426 (141 amino acids)
Molecular function (GO): cysteine-type endopeptidase inhibitor activity
Source: RefSeq, a predicted model, not a curated record
AUGGCCUACCUGCUCCAUGCUCAACUAUUUCUGCUAACCACCCUCAUAUUAGGUCUGAACCUAAUAUGUGACCCAGUGCUAGGUCACAUCCUGGGUGGCAUAGAGAAAUCUAGUAUGGAGGAAGAUGGGGCCCCAGAAGCUCUGGAUUUUGCUGUCAGCCAGUACAAUAAAGAAAACAGUGACAUGUACCUGAGCCGUGUGGUACAAGUGAAGAGUGUCCAUAAGCAGGUGGUUGCUGGAGAGAAAUUUUUAUUUGAUGUGAUCUUAGGCAAAACAACAUGUUUGAAGACCCAAGCUGACUUGACCAACUGUCCCUUAAAUGAAGAGGCUGAUCAAAAGGAGAGUGAAUUCUGCUCUUUUGAGGUCUAUUAUAUCCCCUGGGAGGAUUAUAUGGCCUUGAUGAGCUCCAGCUGUCACAGUAUAUAA